CCCAACCAACCAAUUACUUCCCACCAAAAUUUUACACCUUUUCAACGGCGCAUUUAAGUCCCCUUUAUCCCAGGGGCAUUUCCGUCCCUCCACGUAAAAUUCCUUCCCGGAUCUAAAACCCAUAUAUACCCUUCCCCUGCCGGCGAAACAGAGCAACCAAACGAGAAAUGUCGUCGGAAACGGGGAAGAAAACCUUCCCGCCGAUAACGUCAUGCGACGUCUCCGCCGUGAACGACCACUCCGUGGCGGCGGACCUGGACGGGACUCUCCUCAUCUCCCGCUCCUCCUUCCCGUACUUCAUGCUGGUGGCGAUCGAAGCAGGGAGCCUCCUGAGGGGCUUCCUCCUCCUCCUCGCCUUCCCGGCCGUCGCCUUCGCCUACCUCUUCCUCUCCGAGGCGCUCGCGAUCCAGAUCCUGAUCUACAUCUCCUUCGCGGGGCUCAAGAUCCGGGACAUCGAGCUGGCGUCCCGGGCGGUGCUCCCGAGGUUCUACGCGGCGGCCGUGAGGCGGGAGAGCUUCGAGGUGUUCGACAAGUGCCGGCGGCGGAGGGUGGUGGUGACGGCGAAUCCGACGGUGAUGGUGGAUGCGUUCGUGAGGGAGUAUUUGGGCGGGGAUAAGGUAGUGGGGACGGAGAUCGAAGUGAACCCUAGGACGAAGAGGGCGACCGGGUUCGUGAAGAAGCCAGGGGUAUUAGUGGGAAAAUGGAAAAAGUUGGCCGUUUUGAAGGAGUUCGGAGAAGAGGAUUUGCCUGAUAUUGGGAUGGGAGAUAGAGUCUCCGACCAUGAUUUCUUGUCCAUUUGCAAGAAAGGGUAUAUGGUACCUCCUAGCAAAUCAGCAACUCCGGUCCCGCUGGACCACUUGAAAACUCGUUUGGUUUUCCACGACGGUCGACUGGUCCAGCGGCCGGACCUGCUCAACGCUCUCAUCACCUACCUAUGGCUGCCAUUCGGCUUCGCCCUUGCCGUCUUUCGCGUCUACUUCAACCUACCGCUCCCUGAGCGCAUCGUGCGCUACACAUACCCAAUGCUCGGUAUCAACCUCGAGAUCAAGGGGCCUCGGCCUCCCCCACCGUCGGCCGGUGGGUGCCGAGGGAACCUCUACGUGUGCAACCACCGCACGGCGCUGGACCCCAUCGUGAUCGCGAUCGCGCUGGGGCGCAAGGUCUCGUGCGUGACGUACAGCGUCAGCAAGCUCUCGCGGUUCCUGUCCCCGAUCCCCGCGGUCGCGCUGACGCGCGACCGCGAGAAGGACGCGGCGAUGAUCAAAUCCCUCCUGGAGAAGGGCGACCUGGUGGUGUGCCCCGAGGGGACCACGUGCAGGGAGCCCUUCCUCCUGAGGUUCAGCGCCCUGUUCGCCGAGCUGAGCGACAGGAUCGUGCCAGUCGCUGUGAACACCAAGCAGAACAUGUUCCAUGGCACGACCGUGCGCGGGGUCAAGUUCUGGGACCCGUACUUCUUCUUCAUGAACCCCAGACCGACCUACCAGGUCACGUUCCUUGACCCGUUGCCCGAGGACAUGACGUGUAAGGCCGGCGGGAAGUCAUCCAUUGAGGUGGCAAACUAUGUGCAGAAGGUCUUGGGAAGUGCCCUAGGGUUUGAGUGCACUCAGUUGACAAGGAAAGACAAGUAUAUGCUGCUUGGUGGGAAUGAUGGCAAGGUGGAAUCUAUGUAUGGUGUCAAGAAGUAAUUUAAGUGUUGCAUGGCCAUGGCUCAUAUGCAUGCAAUCAAUGGGUUUGAUCCGAAUUAAUAUAUUCACAAUCAGGGAGAUUAAUUACUAUAUAUUGUUAAUUUUUAAUCGAUUCUAUUUUAUUAUCUAUUCCAGAUGAAGCUAUGGUUAUAUAUGCUCUUUGAUUUUGAGUUUUUUUUGGGGGGACAAAAUUUCGAUGAAAUGGGCUCAUCUAAAUUCUAAAAAAAUGUUACCGAGUACAAAUUUUGUUACAAUUUUUCUGCGGUGACAAAAUCUGCUAU
This is a messenger RNA of Cuscuta campestris, 1966 nucleotides long. NCBI's taxonomy places the organism in Eukaryota, Viridiplantae, Streptophyta, Magnoliopsida, Solanales, Convolvulaceae. The record is from the annotation of a GenBank genome assembly.